Hevea brasiliensis (rubber tree) is the source of this 2003-nucleotide messenger RNA. Its product is annotated as probable RNA 3'-terminal phosphate cyclase-like protein. NCBI's taxonomy places the organism in Eukaryota, Viridiplantae, Streptophyta, Magnoliopsida, Malpighiales, Euphorbiaceae. Gene Ontology annotation, molecular function: RNA endonuclease activity. The transcript is spliced from 8 exons. The record is from RefSeq and is a predicted model, not a curated record. Bases 402 to 1532 code for a protein of 376 amino acids. Gene Ontology annotation, biological process: ribosome biogenesis; endonucleolytic cleavage of tricistronic rRNA transcript (SSU-rRNA, 5.8S rRNA, LSU-rRNA). Gene Ontology annotation, cellular component: nucleolus.
CCCACACUGCCCCCACCCCAUCUUUUCUCCCCUUCUCUGCCCGACAGGCCAGUGCCCCCACAUCGCUUCUGUGCCUCCUCGCGGCGCCUCCUCGCUGCUAUGCUGUGACUCAUCUUGUCGAUUCUCUGCUGUGACACAUUCUUAUCGGCUUUCCUCGUCGCCUUGCCCCCUCGUUUGCCGUCUCGCCAGCCACCUGCCCCUCAGCUCACCUCAUUACUAGAAAGCUAGAAAUCUGGAAUCUCGCUUGCCUCAUCUCACCUCUAUAAAAUAUUCUUGCUUGGGAUUCAUGUUGUUGAUGGGUCUUCUUGUACGUUGAUAUUGUUUUGGGUUUUCAAUUUCACCAACACAGAAAUUGAUUACUCGGGAUUCAUAUCCACAAAUCAAAGCUACAAAUUGCAAAGAUGGGGAAGGUAACUUAUAAGAGAUUCAAAGGCAGCCAAAACCUCCGCCUGAGACUGCUAUUAGCAACCCUCUCUGCCACUCCUGUUCUUAUCGAGGACAUUCGCGCUGAUGAGACACUGCCAGGCCUCCGACCCCAUGAGAUCUCCUUCCUCCGCCUCCUUGAGAGAGUCUCUGAUGACUGCCUCAUUGAAAUAAAUGAAACUGGCACGAAGCUUAAAUACAAACCUGGAAUCGUGAUGGGUGGGAAACAUCUUGUGCACGAUUGUGGUGUUAGUCGAUCAAUUAGUUAUUUCCUAGAGCCAUUGGUUGUUCUUGGGUUGUUUGCAAAGAAAUCCCUUAUGGUAAGACUCAAAGGAAUUACAAAUGAUUCAAAGGAUCCAUCUGUUGACACUUUUCGCUCUGCUACCUUACCAAUGUUGAGGCAAUUCGGAGUUCCUUCAGAAGGAUUGGAACUAAAAAUAGAGAGUCGUGGUGUUCCACCUCAUGGAGGUGGAGAAGUUGUUUUAUCGAUUCCUAUUGUUCAAAGUCUAGAGGCAGUGACCUGGUCUGAUGAGGGAAUGGUUAAGAGGAUUAGAGGAGUCACUUUCUCAACCAGGGUAUCCUCUCAGUUUGAAAAUACUAUGAUACAUGCUGCCCGUGGUAUCUUUAAUCGUUUGCUUCCUGAUGUUCAUAUAUUUACUGAUCAUAAAGCUGGCCCUCAAGCUGGAAAUUCUCCUGGUUAUGGGAUUUCCUUGGUUGCCGAAACUACCUCUGGCUGCUUCAUCUCUGCUGAUACAGCAGUUUCUUAUGUGCGGGGGAAUGAUAUAGAUGAAAUGGAAGAUGAAAAGGAGUUGAUGCCUCCAGAGAAUGUUGGUGAGCAAAUAGCUUCUUUUCUUCUUCAGGAGAUUGAGCAAGGUGGAGUUGUAGAUUCAACACACCAGGGUCUAUUGUUUCUUCUCUGUGCUAUGUGUCCUCAAGAUGUGUCAAAGAUUCGUGUGGGAAAGCUUUCACCGUAUGGAAUAGAAACUCUGAGACAUAUUAAAGAUUUUCUGGGGGUUAAGUUUGUUAUUAAGCCAGACCCAUCAACAGGGACAGUUAUACUCAAAUGUGUGGGAAGUGGAUUGAAGAACCUCUCAAGAAAGAGCUCAUAAUGAUUGAUCAGUUACUACAUGAGAUAAUGAUUCUUUGUCAGAGGAUGGGCUUUUUGUAGACUCCUUUAUGAGACGGCUUAAUGUGGAGUAGAAAACUUGCAGCUUCAUGAAAUCCAUCUCCUUCAAAUUUUGUUUUCUCAUUAGCCCUUAAGCAUAAGGGGAGAGCACCUACUCUUUUUUAUUCUUGUUUAAUCAUUAUUUAUUUUAUUUCUUCUUUUCUUUAAUCUUAUCUUUAAUACAUCAUUUUAAUUUAUAGUAGACGAAAACCUGGUUGUUCAGUGAGCAAAAUUCGGGCAAUUGUGUGGCCUUGCCAGUGGAGUUUUGUUGGGCUUGGUGUUUGUGCUUCCUUUAGUUUAUUUGUAAAAGUAGGAACAUUCAGUUGCGUUAUGUUUGGAAUAUUUGGGUUUAUGCUUUAGUAACAUGUUUGACAAAGGAGUUAAAAUAAUGAAUUAGAAUAAUUAUUGGGAUUAA